CUCCGUCCACAGCUUUCUCACCCUGGUGUUUGUGUUGUGUUGUGUUGUCCAGGUACCUCGGCCCAGGGCAACCCCCUCCUGGCCUCCCUGCCCCUCCCCGGACGGGCCCUGCAGCCGCAGCUCGACCUCAAGCACUUCCUGCCCUUCAGGCUCAAUGGCUCCUCCCCCCUCAGCCUCUUCCCCAACUUCAACACGAUGGACCCCGUCCAGAAGGCUGUCAUCAACCACACGUUUGGAGUCCCUCAGCCCCUCAAGAAGAAACAGAUUAUCUCCUGUAACAUCUGCCACCUGCGCUUCAACUCCACGAACCAGGCGGAAGCCCACUAUAAGGGACACAAACACGCUCGCAAGCUCAAGGCUAUGGAGGCUCAGAAGAACCGGCAGCGAAGGGCCGUCGAGGCGUCCUCCAUGGGCAGGGAGAGGGAGAGGGAGCGGGAGAGGAGCAAGGCCGGAGCCGGAGAGUGCCUGCCUCUGCCUUCUCUGAUGGACACCAGCCUGAUGGAAGGAACAAGCCUGCAGGUUGACCUGGAGCCGGCCAAGCAGGAAGUGCUGGAGGAGCCCCCCAGGAGCCUGGUGGGGAAGCUGGAGGACAGCCCUGGAGGCUCCGUCUUGUUGACGCCCGUCUCGGAGGUGUCAACCCUGGAGCUGGCCACCCUGUCCCCACCGCAGGUGUCCCCCUCCUCCCAGAUCUCGGAGACCGCCUCCGACUCCAGCCUCCCCGAGGUCCCGGGCCCCGCCCUGGAGUCCGCCAGCCAGCCAGACAGCUCGAGCACAGACGGGGAGCGCGGCACAGACGAAGAGAAGGAGAGCAAGAAGAACAAGCUCCACCUUCACUGUCCCGUCUGCAAGGUCACGGUCAACUCCACCUCCCAGCUGGAGGCGCACAACAGCGGUACGAAGCACAAGCUGAUGCUGGAGGGGCAGAGCGUGCAGCCCAGGCGCAGGGGCAAGGUGGUGGCCGCACGCUCGGCCUGUAAGACCAAGCGCCUGGGCAGCAAGGGCAGCGUGGGGGUGCCCAGCAAGAACUUCCAGUGUGAGGUCUGCGAGAUCUACGUCAACUCUGAAACCCAGCUCAGCCAGCACAUGAACAGCAGGAGACAUAAGGACCGGCUGGCAGGCAAGCCCCCCAAACCCAAAUUCAGCCCCCACACUAAGACCCAGCCCAGCUCCAGCUUAGCGAACGUGAGAUGGAGUGGCUACGCAGGCGGGGCCGUGUCUGCCAUGAAGAAAGUGUUCAGCCAGUACAACCUGGCCUCCCUCUCCUCUCAGACCAAACUGGCCUUGCAGAAGCAACUGGCCAAGAGCCUGACCACUGGAUUUCUGCCAAGCCCCCUCAACACACCCACUCUGUGCACAAUGGCAGCCAAUCCACUCGCCCUCCGCCACCCAGGCACUGCAACCUUCAUCCAGACACCUUUCUUGGGCCCGGCCCUCUUCCGGCCUGCCCCGGGGCCCCUGAGGGCCACUCACACCCCAAUCAUCUUCUCUCCUUACUAAUGACAUGGCCCCUGUCCCUCUGAACUCCACCCUGUCCCUCUACCAGCCCCCAGCCUCCAUUACUGUGACCCACACGAUAAGGGCCACCGCCAAACUAUGCAGCCUGCCAGAGCCAGGAUGGAGGGAGCAAGUAAGCACACAAACCUUGGGCCCCAGAGGGGUAUGGGACCGACUGGUGGCUCCUGGCAUGGAUGACACCCCCCCAAGGCCAAAGUCCUGCCUCCCCUUGACGCCCUCUGUGGUGGCCCAAGACACAGGACACACCUCCAGGAAGUGAGCGGUAUAAGGAGUGUCUUUUACAGCCAUUUCAUGGGUUGAAAUGGUUUGGAUGAUUCAUAUUAUUGUGUAAUUUAUUAGAGAGCAAAAAUCUAGAAGUGUAGAUGUAUGUUUAGUGUGGUUGCCACAAAAUAAGGUCCCUUUACUUGAUGCCUGGCAAAGUAACUUUUCUUUGUCUUCUAAGUUAUCUUUUAUAACAGGUUGACAUUAUUGAGGUCAUGGAAGCGAGUCAAAUCAAAUCACAUUUUAUUUGUAUAGCCCUUUUUUUACAAGCAUUGUCACAGAGGGCAAGUGAGCCCAAGUCAUCUUUCUGUCUCAGUGAAGACGUAUGUCAUCUUGUCCAGAGGGAUUCACAAACUCUUCCUCAGAUCCUUAAAGCAAUCAGGGUCGUGGUCUUGGGAUUUCUAACACAUGAAUAUAGCAGACAAGCAAAUGUCAUAGCAUAGGACUGUUGAUGGCGGUGAGGCUGGUGUCCUCGUGAAUUGUCUCCAUGACAGAAGGGACAGAAACACUGAAACACCUUCAUCAACACCACACACGCGUCCGUGAUUAAAUGACUCCAAGAACACACUGUACACGCUGUGCUGACACUAAAGCCAACAGCUUUUUCGACCACAGAGGUGAUAUUGCAGCAACAUCCUUCUCCCAACCUUGCUGCUUGGGCUCUUUUGUUACUUGCAGCCCUGAAUUAAUGUGCUGAUUAGAUGAUUAAGCCCUUUCUCUCUCUCCCUCUCUUUUUCGCUCUGACUCACAUCCAAACAUGGCCUUUCAUAACUCAUUUUACCCCUGCAUCCCUUGGAUGAAGCACUCAUUAAGGUCCUGAAAAGGUCAGGUUGUCAACUUGAUUUUGUUUCAAGCUGCAGAUGUGGCCUGAUAAAGACUUUUGCUCUGUUGUAUGAUUUCUGUUGUUCAGCCGCUGCUGUGCGCUUACUGUCUCUGUUCUCACCUUGCCAGUCUAAAAAAAGGAGAUGUCUCGCGGUAUAUUAAGAUCUAGAAUCUACCGCGACUGCAUUCAUCCACGCUGGUGAUUAAACUGAAUAUUUGUUCCGCCCUACUGUCCUCCCCUCAUCCUCGCCAUUCAUUUUCUCUGCCACUAUUGCCUCAGCAGACACUGAUGAGAAGAAAAGGAUGACAAUUUCUCCCCACCACAAAACAAAGGGGAGGAAAUGACUUGGCAGACCUCCCCCCCCCCCCCUCUCCUCACACUCCCCCUGCGAGGUUCAGAUGUAUGUGGGUGAUGGAGGGUUGGGGUAUAGUAAGUCUGAUGGGCAUCCCAUGUCAAUCUCCUCACCAGCCAGGGAUGAGGAUUAAGCACAGUGGCAUGGCAACCACAUUAAAAAGCACCUUAACAAAAAGUGUAGUUACUUAGAAAAGCAAUGGAAAAAUAUAUAUACAUGUUAUUUUUUUCUCUUCUUUUAAGCUGUUCUGGGUGCUUUGAUAAUCUCACAUAUUUGACAAAGCAUUUGAUAUCAACAGAACAAUCAAGUUGUAAUUACAAAUCUGUACCAUGAUUCGGGCAGGUCAUGAGUUUCAUAUUGUGUCCAUUUUAAGCAAUACAUCCAACAAGUUUACUUUAAUAUUUUCUCAGUGUGAGACAAUAAUGAGAGUUGGCUUUAGUCUAUCUGAAUCUUGGCUCCAUUAAACUCCCACACAGCGGAAAGUCACUUAAGCGUCAUGUACAAUGUUCUGAUGGUCCUGCUCUUGAUGGUCAAUCACAAUCUCAUGGUGUGCAGCUGUGCUCAACUGAUCCAUAAAUAGCGGCUCUUGUACGGUGGAGAGGAUGCUUCAGUUUGAUCUGUCGACGCUGCUGUGUUUUACCUUCUGAAGAGGACCCGGGGAGAACAUUCAUAUAGAUUCAAGUGACAAAACAACAUUAUGGAAGGAUAAGUGCUGCAUCGACACAUAUUACCAUGCCCCUCCCUCCUACCCCUUUCAAUCCCUCCUCCCUGUCUCACCAAAUAUCUCAAACCCUUUACAAACACCAAGUCUUUCUUUCCAAACACCACACGUAUCCAUUUCCUCUGCUCUCUGCUUUAGCGACAUUGAAAUGAAGAACAAUCCUAUGCAUUUCUGUUGUUCCCUCAGUGCGUUGUAUAGUGUGUGAUGCAGUAGUGCCAUCUGUCUUGAAGACCUUGUAAUAGCCAUCCAGUUGUGCUGCUCUACAUCUCAGAAGCUUUUAGUUAGUUGGGAAUACGAAGCCACCAAGUCCUCCUUGCCAUAGCGUCGUGAUUCUCCCCCAGUCUCACCUCUCAGUGAACCAGCCUAUGGUCUCCUCUAUUUGUUUCUUAAUCAUUCAAUGGGAAAUUCUCUGAAAUAAAGACAUUUUAAGUCAAAUUGUAUAUGUAGAAUCUAUAGAGUAAUUAUAGAGAUUUUAUUAAAGUGAAUAAUACUAUUAUUCUAUCUGUAUUAUGAUGAAAUGCUAUACUAGGGGGAGAAUAGUUUUCUGUCUGUGUACUGUACCGUAUGUACAGUAGGAAUAUGCUGUAAAAGGAAAAGGAAAAUACUUUGCUUGUUUGCAAUUGUUUUUUGUUUUUUUACUUGUUUUCUUUUUAUUUACAAGAGACAAAUGUUCAAACGAAGUGAUUGGGUGAUUUAUUUUGUCUCUGGAGUUGAACUAAAGGUUGAUUUAACAGCCAAUGAAACAUCAGAUAUGGAAUACACAGGCCUCCUCAAAUGGGAUUUUCUAACUCUGUUAAGUCCUUGGCCUUCUCAGGGCUCCACCUUCAGCAGUACAUGAACAUUUCUGUACUGGACAUUUCUGCUUUAGGACCAUACAUUCAGGAAGUCCUAUACAGGCUGUAGCUGCAGGUCUGCUCACUCCGGAGGGUCAAAUAACAGCCAUGCAGCCCUGCAGCAGGACACAGGAUGUGGCUGGUUAUAUCCUUUAUGUCGCUCUUAGGACAGUAUAUAUUUGAGUCAUGGGUUUGUGCGUAUUGCACCUUUUUACUCGAUCACUGUGUACAGUUAGCGGUACCGUGGGAGCUAGAUGACUACUAGUACAGCUCUGUCUUGAAGCCAAUUGGAGAGCCAUACUCCAAGCAAAGUGGCACAGUAGAUGAAAACAAAGCCUUGUGGCAGCAUAGUUCUAUGCUAUACUUUGAUGUUAUUUUAGCAAUAAAAGUGUGUGUGUGUGGCCAAAAGGGAGUCUUAAGAAGGGGAAAACACUGUAAGAAGGAUAUUUAAUGGUACUACUAUGAUGAAGAACUGCAUAUGAUUUGAGAUUCUGAAAAAGGAAUCGGAGUGUGUCAAGAAAGCAUUUGCAUAUUUCUGCUGGCCCAGUUAUUUAUCUUGAAUGGCUACAUGGAUGCUCCACGUUGCUCGCUGGGUGACGGCCUGUCGGAAGGGGCUGCCUGUGUAUAUUUGAUAUUCCCUCGUCCCUAAAUCUGCGGAGGUGACAGAAAUUACCCCAGUGCUUCUCUUCUAUUACUUUUGGCAAAAUCUCCACACUGUCGAGAUCUUCUACAGUUGCCUCUGUCCUAGCUGAGUGCUUUUGAAGCAUUGACACAUGAGGAUCUCUGUGCCAAGGAACACUUAAGAUGCUGUUAUACUUAAGAGCCUUCCAUAAUCUCCUUAUCUGCAGCAUAGUCCCCACAGAUGGCUAUACUGAACCAUCCCACUUGGACUGGUGUGGAUCCAGACGCGAGAGAGAGAGAUUAGUUUCCGAACAAUGCCAUGGAAUCCAACUGGAUUCCGGAACAUCCCAUGUCAGUGUUGUACCUUCUAGCUUGUACUUCUCCCCUGCUCUGUCCCCUGUGUCCAGAUGUAGCCCCUCCCUCUAGUUUAAUGUGCUCUUGUUGUCUCUGAGGCGCGUCUGCUGCCCUUGCUAUGAUAAUGCCAAUCAAAUGAGCAUCUGUCACUCUACUGUUUGGACUGUGAUGUGCUGUAACAUCCAAUCAUUCUGUGCGUUUCUCAAUUAGCUUGUUUAUUUGCGUUCUGCGCCCUUGUUCGUAUGAAGGUGAGCCCAUCCCCAUGACGAUGAACAGUGUGUUGUUCUCAUGCCAAUGCUCCCCUUGUGGAAACAUCAGAUAAGCACAAAAUCUCCCCUGGUGUCAAACAGGGGAAACAUUUCUUCAAAUAAUCCAUAACUGUGACUAAAGCCAGUGUCUGGACUGGCAGAAGAGCACGAUGACCUUGCCCGACCUUCUCCUUUCAAUGACAGUGUCAUUGAUGUGUCUAACGACUCUGUGUGACACAGACGUGUGACACGUGCUGUAGGGCUCCGCCCCUCACUCCUUCCUCUCUGUUCUCCUUCUACAAGGACAUGGGUUCAGCUGUACAGUACAAAUCAAUAUCUGUGACUGGUUGUGUUCAAUUCAAAGCAAACAGGCAUUACAGAACAUGAAUGGUGGUGAUGAUGAUGUAGAAGAAAAUAACAAUAACUUAUAAGGGGACAUGGCCAAUAUUUAUUGUAUUGCCUUUGUCACGUGUUUAUUGUACAUUUUACUACCAUGACUUUAUGAUGUACCACAGGAAUUGUAAGGUGAAGGGAAGAUAUUUUGAUAAGAUGUUAUUUGCUUAAAUGUUUUUAUUUCAGUAUGUAUAGAUAAUGCAAAGUUCAACAUAAAAUGUGAGAGAGACAAAAA
Hypomesus transpacificus is the source of this 6356-nucleotide messenger RNA. RefSeq names its product zinc finger protein 385C (gene znf385c). Gene Ontology annotation, cellular component: nucleus. The coding region runs from base 196 to 1497 and encodes 433 amino acids. The transcript has 8 exons. The record is from RefSeq and is a predicted model, not a curated record. Gene Ontology annotation, molecular function: nucleic acid binding; zinc ion binding. NCBI's taxonomy places the organism in Eukaryota, Metazoa, Chordata, Actinopteri, Osmeriformes, Osmeridae.